Molecule: messenger RNA, 1277 nt
Organism: Amphimedon queenslandica
Lineage: Eukaryota; Metazoa; Porifera; Demospongiae; Haplosclerida; Niphatidae
Product: guanine nucleotide-binding protein G(q) subunit alpha-like
Exons: 6
Coding region: 146-1213 (355 amino acids)
Biological process (GO): adenylate cyclase-modulating G protein-coupled receptor signaling pathway
Cellular component (GO): cytoplasm; heterotrimeric G-protein complex
Molecular function (GO): G-protein beta/gamma-subunit complex binding; guanyl nucleotide binding; G protein-coupled receptor binding
Source: RefSeq, a predicted model, not a curated record
UCCACAUCUCGCCGGGGAAAGGAGGCGACUGUGAAGUCUGCUGAGAGAGGGCAAGGGCGUAUGAGACAGCAAAAAGCUAGCUUUCUUCAUUAAAACCUAUACUGAUAGAAGGAGAGAGAGAGAGAGGGAGUCUUUUGUCACGGCCAUGUCGUGUUUUGUGAGCGAAGAAGUCCGCAUGCAGCGGCGGAUCAACAAAGAGAUUGAUAGACAGUUGUUAAGAGAUAAAAAGGACAUGAAACGAGAGCUAAAACUUCUCCUUUUAGGGGCUGGUGAAUCUGGUAAAAGCACCUUUAUUAAACAAAUGAGAAUUAUUCACGGAUCUGGCUACAGUGUUGAAGACAGGAAGCAAUUUGUGACCCUCAUAUAUCGCAACAUGUACACAUCACUCCAAGCCCUCACAACUGCAAUGGAAAGCCUCAAAAUACCAUAUACCGACCCUCAAUCUCAGAGCUAUGCAGAGAGUAUCUCAACGGUCAAUCCCGAGACGGUCUCUGAGAUACCAGACGAUCAUAAGGAGGCGUUCAAGUGUCUCUGGUCAGAUGAUGGGAUACAGCAAUGCUAUCAGAGAAGGAGAGAGUUCCAAUUAUCAGAUUCUACUAAAUAUUAUUUAGAUGAUGCUGAGAGACUGCUUGCACAGGACUUUGUUCCCACGACACAAGACGUGCUAAGAGUGAGAAUUCCCACGACUGGAAUCAUUGAAUAUCAUUUUGACAUUAGAAAUGUUAUAUUUAGAAUGGUGGAUGUUGGUGGUCAGAGAUCAGAGAGAAGAAAGUGGAUACAUUGUUUUGAGAAUGUAACGUCAGUCAUGUUCCUAGUAGCAAUAUCAGAGUAUGACCAGAUACUAGUCGAAACUGAUGAGGCUGUCAAUAGGAUGGAGGAGAGCUUGGCUUUGUUUGAGACCAUCAGUCGCUAUCCGUGGUUCCGUACUUCUUCCGUGAUACUCUUCCUCAAUAAGAAGGAUCUACUCGAAGAGAAGAUAAUGAUUUCCGAUCUUUCUGAUUAUUUCCCGGAGUAUAAAGGUCCAAGGCAGAAUUACAAAGAAGCUCGGGAGUUCAUCGCUCGUAUGUUCAUUAACAUCAACCCACAGAGGUCAGCUGAUAUUUAUCCCCACUUCACCUGCGCCACAGAUACAGAGAAUAUUAAAUUUGUUUUUGAUGUUGUAAAGAAUCAUAUAUUACAACAGCACAUUAUAGAAGUUAUUCCAGGCCUCUAGAGAAUAAUUCUUAUAGCAAUAAUGAUACUAAUGAAUAAUGGAUAAUAAUAAUUAUUAUUAAAAC